AUUUCCGCAUUAGCCAAUUUCGAAGGCACCUCAAGCUUGCUCAAGAGUAUUUGCUUCAUUUAGAACAUUCGGACCCACAAUACAUUCUACCUCCGUCAGAAGAUCCCAUUAAUCAACUCCUAUCAGUCCUCGACGAGAGUUCUACGGACGAGCGACGAAGCCGUUCUUACUGCUGUUCCGAGAAAUACUCCCCUUAUAUGCAAACAGCUUUACAUUCUCAAGGACAGUUUAUCUCCCAAGAAAGGUAGGUACACCGUAUAGUUGGUAGGAGAUGAGCUGGUUCUAGUCCCAAUGGAUGCUCCUGUAGACUGCGCUCUUGUUAGUGUUCUACUGGCUAUCGCCAAAAAGCUCGACCGCUCUGUAUUCCCCGUAUAUCGUCCAAUUCAUAUCUAUGUUCCGCCGAGGGAUGACGCCGUGGUCCUGCGAACACGAACCUCUCGCCUCCUUGGUAUGGUUGAAGAAGAAUGGAAAUCGAGAAUAGCUGGUUUCCUGUUGACAUACAUCGAUUGCGGCUAUAAGACACUGUUCUGCGCUGGGCGGGACCCGGAAUCAGGCCUCGCUACGCGAAAGAAAUGGGCGCAGCAAAUAGCGCAUUCGGCUCACGAACUUCAUACGCACUAGAUCUUGUAAGUUGACGCGAAGCUAAUAGUAUU
Molecule: messenger RNA, 653 nt
Organism: Pseudovirgaria hyperparasitica
Lineage: Eukaryota; Fungi; Ascomycota; Dothideomycetes; Acrospermales; Acrospermaceae
Exons: 1
Coding region: 292-621 (109 amino acids)
Source: RefSeq, a predicted model, not a curated record